AUGAACUUUUACCCAAUUGCAAAAUACUCGGUUGCUCAGGAUUCUUAUGGAUACGAAUCAUCAUCUACGAGUUGGUCACAUUAUUCUGAUGGAGGAUAUACGAUGUCGCUGACAUCUGGAUUGCUGCAAAUUCGCAGACGCGAAGAAUUGGUUCAAAGUUUAAAUUUAAUUGAUUUAUGGCACCAAUUCAUUCCAGGGACAAAAGAAAGGAGCUUGGUUUUGUUGUCCAAGGCGCCGUGCAUGAACUUUCGCAUCUAUAGCAACAAUGUUACCAAACGAUUCCAGGUGAAGUUUCCAUCGGAUGUAUUUUACAUGAAAGCAAAACUUGAAAUCGAAAAUCUAGGAUUAUACUUUAAAGAUGCAAGGUCUUCAUCGGAAAAAAAGCAAAUGUCGAGUUCGCAAAGCCAUAUUGGAAAUUCACAAGAGAUGUAUAUGGCAGCAUCGAUGAAUGCCGGAGGAGUGCAUGCUUCAUCUCAACCUACCAUUUCGGUGCAGACACCUACCAUUUUGUCUCAAACGAUACCAGCGACACCGCCGGUGGCAGCACCAGGAGGAACAGUAGGGAUGGGAGGAGGCAUGGUGGCAGCAGCACCACCCGCGGCGUCGUCGUCGUCCUCUUCACAAGGUGCGAUGACGACGACGACUAACCAUGUUGCAGCAAGUGAAAUGACCGUUCACACUCCUUACAAACGGGCAAGGGUGGAUGAAAUUGGAUCGAUGGGGUAUUCACAGAUACCAGCUAGCACACCUUCGGCGGCGUCAUCUUCGUCUGGCGGUGUGUUGACUAGUAUUCGACCAUCGCAGAAUGGUCAGAUGAUGGGGAGGCAGGAAACGAAUAUGGAGAGCAUACAAAUGUCACAACCAGCGCAUUGGGAAGACGGUACGGCGAUUUCGUCUUCACCAUAUCAUCCGUCUCAGUAUUCGAUGGUGGCAGCAACACCUCUUGGAUCGCAAAAUCCAGGAAUCCCAAUAGCUUCGUUGAUGACGCCGAUGCAAGAGAAUCCAGCACCGCCUGUCGUAACAACAGGUACGAACUCGUCGUAUAUGAACAUGUUGCCGUCCCCUCCUACAACAUCGUCGCCCUCUACAAUAUCCGCAAACCACCUAACUGAAGAAGAGAAACUGUUGCGGGACAAGGUUUUGUUUUAUCUGCAGCAAAGUAGUUUUCUUCAAUUGUGUCAGAGCUUGGACCGAAUAUGGACCACGAUGCAGCAUGCAUAAACAAGUAAACAAAAGCAAAAGCAAAAGCAAAAGCAAAAGCAAAAGAUAUGAGUUGAUUUACAUUUAAUUAUUAAAAAUUUCAAAGAGCAUCCAUCCUUAUUUAUACAAACUGAAUUGAAAGUGUUGGCAUUUCAAAUUCUUAUUCUACUACACCAGCAGCAGGAGCAGCAGUAGUGCUACUACCAUCGCCCUUGCCCUACAAGUAGCAGCAACAACCCAGCAGCAGCAUUACUACCACUACCGCUACCACUACAACUCUUACCCACUAUGCUUACCACACUACGCUUACAAACGUUAUUUCACUUUUCUCAGUUUCGUUUCGUUUCGUUUCGUUUCUCUAAAGCCAAUACUGCCUUCCAACAGUAUCCACAAAAUACCAACUACCGAUGGGUUCUCGUUCCCUCACGCACCAAUCCUUUGCUCCACUUCCUUCGUUAUCUUUAUCUCUUUUUAGGUUCCGUCGCAAACCUUGCUUUUCGAUAAGAGAACAACCACGGCAACAGCAAUAGGCAUCCUUAUAACGAAAAUCGCAUAUUUCUUUAACGAGACGACGACACUUCUUCCAAAGGAAAAAGCAAUCGACAAACGAAAAAAAAAAAAAAAAAGGCGUUGGGGUGGUAAAAAGGAGGGGAAAAAAAUCAAAAUCAAAUCAAAUCAAAAUCAAGCAUCGCUACCAAUUUCUCUUCUCGCUCUUCUUUCUCUACAAACAGACCUCUUUCAAAUGUUUGUUGACAAAUUCUUCCCAGAAAUCUCCGCUUCUUUCCUGACCCUCUUUUUUUCUUCAACUGAUGUCAUUUCCCCCUCGUGAAUGAUCAUUUCUAUUUCGUUUCCACCAUUCGAUUAUGCGCCCUCAUCACGGAUCAACCUUUUUCGAUGCGCCUAAAUUCUACUUGUUAUAUUGUAUGGUCCACUCAGCCUAUUUUACUCCCAUUAAAAUUACUCC
This is a messenger RNA of Schizosaccharomyces octosporus yFS286, 2164 nucleotides long. Its product is annotated as meiotic recombination protein Rec7. Gene Ontology annotation, biological process: reciprocal meiotic recombination. Bases 1 to 1221 code for a protein of 406 amino acids. The transcript has 3 exons. Lineage: Eukaryota; Fungi; Ascomycota; Schizosaccharomycetes; Schizosaccharomycetales; Schizosaccharomycetaceae. The record is from RefSeq and is a predicted model, not a curated record.